UCCAUAACCAUUCUAAACAUGAAUCGAGCGGGACGCGGUUUAAUGUAUUAAAUUACUUAUAAUUUCUAAAAACGUUUUAUAUAUUCAAAUCAUUUGUAAACUCCGAGAAGAUAAAAAGGAUAAAAAAGAACUUGAAAGAAAAAUAGAUUUUAAAAGAAACAUUGAAAGGUAUAAAGACAGCGUAUAACAAGUUGAAAGUAUUUAUUUGGUGAAGUUUUAUGAACUAUAAUGAACAUGGAGACUUACCUAAGACGCACAUACGCACAGAAAAAGUUGGUUGAACAAAAAGAUGACUUCCCGUUCUGGGAUUAUAGGUCCAGACGGGGUGCUUUUUCCAGCUCGAAUUCCAGCCUGGCAUCAAGCAAUUCAUCAUGUGACGGAAGCAGUAUUUCAUCAAUAAGUUCAAGGUCAGAUACCGCUGGUGAAAUUAUCAGUAUCUCAGAGCACUCUGACACAGAUUCUCUUUUGCCGCUAGAGCAGCAGAAAAUGACAAUUCAACUUCUCACAGACACACACGAGAUUUCAGCAAUGGAGGACGUGUACCAACCAAUCAUAAACUGGAUAGAUCCCGAUUUACAUGUUCUAAAAAUAACUGACAAAUCAGAAUCUUUAGACAACGCCUUUACGUCAUUAUCAGAUAUCAGUGCACAGAUUCCAAGUAUGGCGAUAAUGGUGUUUUUACAAGAAGACGGCAUGGUUGGUUUCGAAAGAAUUCAGACAAUGAAAAGAUAUUUUGAGAAAUCACCAUGGAAAUUUCAUCAUUCGGAGCAAGUGAAUCGUGGUGCAAUAAACCCAUAUCCCUACAAUAGUCAGGACUUCUAUUACACGUCGGAGGACCUUCCAUUGUGGGCUGUGCGACAAGUUCACACCGGAAAAGAGUUCUUCCGCACAGUAUUAUUUGUUAAAGAUACAAAUUGGCAAUCAAUGAUGCAGUUUUAUAAACUUAUUCUAGGCAGCGAACCGGAUGUUAAACGAGAAGACUUUUGUUUAUUCACCGUUUCAUCUUUUCAUAACUUUAACAUUCAGCUUGCUCUAAAGAAAUUACAAGUGGAUACAAAACCACGUGUAUUGGACAGUGUAAGACUUCAAUUUCUUGUCAAUGACAUAAGCAAUAUUGUUUCCCUUCUUCCAAACGUGUGUCGGCCAUUAUCCGAUACGCGCUGGGAAACAACGGACAAUGACGGAAACGUUAUUGUCUUGGAAACACCCAGAAUUCAAUGCAACAGUACGUUCAGUGACAAGUGUUCAUUGUCAGACAGAAGCUCUUUAUCUGGAAGAAGCUCUUUAGGAAGGCAAAGUUCUUUCAUUCAAAAUUCAAACGAAGCAUUAGUAGUAAAUGACCACGCUAGAAGAAGGACAGAUUCUAGGAGGAAAUGUCCCGAGCAAACUGAGAGAGCAAGGUCGUAUCUUGGCGACGAUAAAAUCUUACAAAAGAUUAAAAUGGACAACCUUUUAUUUAAAGAAAAUACAAUGAAAGCUAUUAAAGAGAAACAUAUUCAUUUGGAUGAAAAUCAUCUUGACAGUGGACAUAAAGAAAACAUUGUUGGAAAUAAGAACAAUAUGGUAGACAUUCCUAAACCUGAACCAAUGAAAAGUUUUUAUGUUUAAUGUCUCUCGCAGUAUUAUAAAACCUCCCAUAAAUAUUUACACAGACUUUGAAUGUUUAUUAUCUUGCCAUUUGUUUCAUUAUACUGUUGUUGACAACAGACUGUCGUACACACAUAUCCUUUUUCUUUCUUUAACCAUUUUUCAACUUGAUUGUUUCAUGGACAUUUGUAUUUCUGUUAAUAGUUUCUUUCGCAAUGUCUUUCCAGGGAUGUAGAUAUCUAUGUCUCUGGUCCUUCCUAUUUAAGUUUUGUAUCUUCAGCUUGGUUGUAAUGUAUUUGUUUAACACUUUACCCCUGUUACAUUAAUUUAUCAGAAUCUCGGAAAUGCCUGUUGACUUUAUCAGAAACAACUGUCUUAUGAAAUGUUCCGGCAAAUUAAAUCGUGGAUACUCUGCUUUUUUUAAUGUAUGAGAAAUAAGAAAGGCACAUAUGUUUGCAGCAAAUAUCUAUGGGGCUAGCGAUUUGAGUAACUUUAACAAUACAUGUUCAUUUUCCGUGCGAGCAUCUAGACAUUGUGGUCAGUAUUAAGUUUUAAAUAGAAACUAAUUUGUAUGCAUUGAUUUUAAAAUCACGUGCAUGGGUACACUAUUUGUAAAUUUUUAUUGAUAUUAGAAUAUGGUGCACGGGUUUAUCUCUUAUGAAAGCAUAUCUGUGAUAUAUCAGUCAAUGAUAUUUAAAUUGUGUUUGUACAUUGUAAAUGUGUAUGUUCAAUAAUGUUUAUAGUGCAAUAUGAGUAUAUAAAUGAUAAAACACUA
Ruditapes philippinarum (Manila clam) is the source of this 2362-nucleotide messenger RNA. RefSeq names its product protein FAM124A-like. Bases 229 to 1608 code for a protein of 459 amino acids. The record is from RefSeq and is a predicted model, not a curated record. The transcript has 4 exons. NCBI's taxonomy places the organism in Eukaryota, Metazoa, Mollusca, Bivalvia, Venerida, Veneridae.